CGAAAAGGCGCGUCGCACAGAAACCAUUUUUUUUGUUUGGACAGGUUACUCUGGAACAUGCUGGGGCAAGUACCGCGACCAACAUGGAGGCUAACAACUUACAAAUACUUUAAACACUGUAACCACUGAAUGUUUAUGUCGUUAGUUGUCUAAUAGGUUAUUUUCUCUAAGCUUGUUGUGUGGAAGUCGAAACAAUGUACCUUCUUAAACGCGUGGGGUGCGUUGGAAGCAUCGUUGUCCCUCAAUGCACCUCCCUCUUUGUGGGCAAUUUCUCUGCUUGUCAUUGCCUAAGUUCCCCAAAGAGACACAGCCCGUACAACUCAGUGGACAGUGAGCGCUACUCCUCUCUAGUUAAGGCUGUCAUGUCAUCCAAGAUAAGUUCCCAAACCCCAGAGACUCUCCAAGUAGAGGACGAGCACAUUUAUGGACCUGUUGUCAACGCUCAAACACCCGCCUCGGAACCAGAGGUGAGGGUACCCAAAACCCUGCAUCCCUUCUCGCACUGCGAAGAGACUGUAGAAACAGAGGAGACUGAGUCGGGACCUCCAGCCCGGAUUUUGUUAAACCGGGGCCAAGGCAGGUCUUCGGUACCCAGUGUGACACGAAUUCUACAGCAGACGCUUUCCCCAGAGCAGAUCUUCUACCUGGAGAGGUGGAAGAGGAAGAUGAUCGCACAACUUGGAGAAGAAGGCUUCAAAGUGUACAGUCAGAAUUUAUUUAGACAAGGGAAGCUUUUCCAUUCUGCUGUGGAGGACAUUCUGAUAUCAGAUGCAACAAGUAUUGGCGAAAAAUCCUCUGAGAAAGCAGUGUUCCAACCUGAGGUACUGGGAUACAUGGAGAGCAUCUCCCAUGUUCUGGCAGAUGUGAGUGCAGUGAGAGCCACUGAAAGCACUGUGCAACAUGCCGAGCUCAACUAUCUGGGAAUUGUAGAUUGUGUUGCCCGCUACAGGGGGGUGCUAUGUCUUAUUGACUGGAAGACUUCAGAGAAGCCCAAACCAUUCCUAAGCAACACUUUUGACAAUCCUAUUCAGGUGGCAGCCUACGCCGGGGCUUUGAACAGUGAUGGCAACUACAAGUACCAGGUUGAAAAUGGUCUCAUUGUAGUGGCCUAUAAGGAUGGUUCCCCUGCCCAUGCUCAUCAGCUGAGCUCAGAGCUAAUGUUGCAGUACUGGAAAAUGUGGCUGAUUCGUCUCGAAAACUUCCCAGAACAAAGGUCAAGUGAUGCCUCAAGUUCUUUUGUGCAAAAGAGAUAAGAUUUGUAAUAUCACCUGAGAACCUUAACUACAACAUAUAACAUGUUCCCAUUCAGUAGGAAGGUUACAUUUAUCAUUACCAAUGACUAGAAAUAGUAUGUUCUUUGAGCAACUUAUCAUUUCAGUCAAUUUCUUCUUCGAGGUGUUUCAAAAUCAUUGAAUCCAAACCAGGCUUCCCUGUGUAAAGGGUCCUGAGUGAAGCCUAAGUUUGUAAAGAGCUUGUAGGAGGUCUCGUUCUCCUCCUCUAUGAAGCAGUACACCGGGUAGCCCUGAGCGUGGAGUCUCUUGGCCAUGGUGCUGACCAGGACUUUGGCAUAGCCUUUCCCUCUGUGCUCUGGCUGAGUGUACAACAUGCCCAUUGCACAUGAGGCAUAGAUCAGGAUCCAGGACACAGGCUUUCCUUCUGCGUCCAGCACACAGCAUGAGGGGAAGUUUGCAAGCAUGUUCCGGAUCAUCCUCACAGCAUCCUUGUUCUCCGCAAACUUCCACAUCUGAUUCACCAAGCCAACGUGGGACUCAUCCAGAGAGCUCAGUGAAAUACCUGAGCUGAUGCAGAACAGAGCAGAUGGACUUUCAGAGCAGCUUUCUUUAUUGUUGAAAUAUUAGACCUAAGAUAAUGAUUAACUUAAACCUCAUGGUUAGGCUCUACCUGUCUAUAGAGGGAAGGUUGGAUACAUCCUCAAGUAUCAUCAUGUGACACAGUGCCAGCUGGCGGCUGGACACGCCUUUUUCUGAUGCCACUGCUUUGAAUAUCUCCAUUUGGCCAAGAUUCGUUCCUUUGUGAUAAGAUAUGACAAUAAAAUACUUUAAUAAA
This is a messenger RNA of Eleginops maclovinus (Patagonian blennie), 2067 nucleotides long. RefSeq names its product mitochondrial genome maintenance exonuclease 1 (gene mgme1). Gene Ontology annotation, molecular function: single-stranded DNA exodeoxyribonuclease activity. Gene Ontology annotation, biological process: mitochondrial DNA replication. Gene Ontology annotation, cellular component: mitochondrion. The record is from RefSeq and is a predicted model, not a curated record. Lineage: Eukaryota; Metazoa; Chordata; Actinopteri; Perciformes; Eleginopidae. Bases 195 to 1253 code for a protein of 352 amino acids. The transcript is spliced from 5 exons.